AUGUCUUUCGGAAACUCGAAUGUCACAGACUCAGUCACAUUUUUUAUUAUAGAGGGAAUUCAGGCAAAUAAGUUGCUCAUGUUUGGUAUUUUCUUCACUGUGUAUGUUCUGAUCUUGUGUGGCAACAGCAUGAUCAUAUACCUUGUCAGAACAGACCCUAAACUAAAGUCUCCCAUGUAUUUCUUCCUUCACAAUCUGUCUUUCUCUGACAUGGUGUAUACAAGCGUAACCAUCCCUAACAUGCUGUCAGGUCUUUUGAAGGAAGAGCCCACCAUCUCGCGAACUGGUUGCAUGUUGCAGAUGUACUUUUUUUUGUCUAUGGCCGUGACUGGUCGCUCCAUCCUUACAGUGAUGGCGUACGACCGGUACGUGGCCGUCUGUAACCCACUUCGCUACAACUGCAUCAUGACCAAGAAAUUCUGCAUCCUUCUCGUGGUGGCUGCGUGGGCCUUUGGGUUUGUCAUCGUCCUCCCGGCUGCUUCUCUGGCCGUCCAGCUUCCUUUCUGUGGUCCUAACAGGGUGAUGCAUGUGUUCUGCGACCACUCAUCCGUCGUGAGGUUGGCUUGCGCAAACACCAAAGUAAACAGUAUUAACUCUCUCACAGCUGCCCUGUUUGCCCUCAUUGGGACGUUUUCCCUUAUCCUGACCUCCUAUGUUAAAAUCGGCGUGGCUGUGAAAGACAUGAGCCGGGCAGAGAGGAUGAAGGCUUUUGCCACAUGUGUGUCUCACAUGAUAGUGGUUUGCAUCUCGUAUGUUUCAGCUGCCUGCGUGUACAUCUCCUAUCGCGUUGCCACGUUCUCUCCCGAUGCGCGUAUGAUUGUGGCCGUGCUGUACUCUGCUCUAACGCCUCUCCUGAAUCCCAUCAUAUACAGCCUGAGGAACAAGGAGCUUUGGGAGGCCCUCAAAAGGGCUGUCUGUAAACGCGGUAGAAUGUUGACUUCUCAUACUAAAACCGUUCCUUCUGUAUCCCAACAGUGA
This is a messenger RNA of Engraulis encrasicolus (European anchovy), 978 nucleotides long. RefSeq names its product olfactory receptor 10C1-like. The record is from RefSeq and is a predicted model, not a curated record. NCBI's taxonomy places the organism in Eukaryota, Metazoa, Chordata, Actinopteri, Clupeiformes, Engraulidae. Gene Ontology annotation, cellular component: plasma membrane. Gene Ontology annotation, biological process: detection of chemical stimulus involved in sensory perception of smell; G protein-coupled receptor signaling pathway. The transcript has a single exon. Bases 1 to 978 code for a protein of 325 amino acids. Gene Ontology annotation, molecular function: olfactory receptor activity; G protein-coupled receptor activity.